UCCAGCUGUGCCACCAUGGGCCUAGCUGGGCUUCAGGAGAAUGUGUUUACUGUGCAGUCAAAGAUCUAUGCCUACAUGAGUCCGAACAAAUGCUCAGGAAGGCGCUUCCUCUCUUCAGGAAGAGACUCAGUUGCACAUCACGAGGUCAAAUGCCAGGGGAAGCCAUUAGCGGGAAUCUACAGGAAGCAAGAAGAGAAAAGAAAUGCUGGGAAUACGAUCCAAAGCUCCAUGAAGUUCGAUGAACAGAAGAUCCAAGAUGCUGGGAGAGGUCCCCUGGCACCUUUUCCAAACCAAAAAUCUGAAGCAGCGGAACCUCCAAAAACUCCACCCCUGUUGUGUGAUCCUACCAAUACAGUGGUUGCCAAGCAGGCCCUGAAAAAGCCCCUCAAGGGCAAGCAGGCCCCUCGGAAAAAGUCUCAAGAGAAAACACAGCAGAAUAGAAAACUCACAGAUUUCUACCCGGUGCAAAGGAGCUCCAGGAAGAGCAAAGCUGAGCCGCAGUCCAAAGAAAUGAAAAAAAAAAAAAAAAAACUGAUUAGCUGAUUGAAAGUCGAAAGGAAGAAGGCAUGAAAGAUUGAUCUCAUUGAUGAAAAAGGCAGGGGUGUGAUUGCCACCAAGCAGUUCUCCCGGGGAGACUUUGUGGUCGAAUACCAGGGGGACCUCAUUGACAUCACCGAUGCUAAGAAGAAGGAGGCUCGGUAUGCACAAGACCCCUCCACAGGCUGCUACAUGUACUAUUUUCAAUAUCUGAACAAAACCUACUGUGUGGAUGCCACUCGAGAAACAAAUCGCCUGGGGAGACUGAUCAAUCACAGUAAGUGUGGGAAUUGCCAAACUAAGCUACAUGACAUCAGUGGCGUGCCUCACCUCAUCCUCAUCGCCUCCAGAGACAUUGCAGUUGGGGAGGGGCUGCUGUACGACAAUGGCGACCGUGGCAAGCUGAAGUAUUAA
Messenger RNA from Peromyscus eremicus (cactus mouse), 951 nucleotides. Its product is annotated as N-lysine methyltransferase KMT5A-like. The record is from RefSeq and is a predicted model, not a curated record. Lineage: Eukaryota; Metazoa; Chordata; Mammalia; Rodentia; Cricetidae. Gene Ontology annotation, molecular function: protein binding; histone H4K20 methyltransferase activity. The transcript has a single exon.